AUAAAUAUAGCACUAGUGUAUUGGAGACGUAUAUUCAAGGAAACAAAGUUCCAUUUACAUUUCUUUUGAUGUUGAUCGUGCAGUUUAUUGCAAUUGUAACUGAACGCGCUAUUUAUCUACGAAAAGCACUUAUAUAUAAAAUAGUUUUUCACUUCAUCUCAGUUGUGGGAAUUCACUUUUGGAUGUUCUUCUUGGUACCUUAUAUAACAGCACACAGUUUUGGUGAAACUGCCCCUGUUUUAUUUUAUUUAAUAAAAUGCCUUCAUAUGUUACUAUCUGCAUACCAAAUAAGAUGUGGUUACCCAAAACGAAUUCUGGGUAAUGUAUUUACAAAAGGAUAUUCAUUGGUGAACUAUAUAGCAUUUAAAAUUUACAUGGAAAUUCCAUUUUUAUAUAUUCUUCGAACCAUGUUAGACUGGGUAUGCAUAGACACAACUCUUACGGUAAUGGAAUGGAUAAAAAUGGAAGACAUUUUCCAGUCGGUAUUUAUUGUACGCUGCUAUAGGCAAAUGGAUACAGAUUUCCCCGUUCUACGAGGAGAACCGAAAGCUUUGUAUUCUAAACUCCUAAUUGGCGGCACAAUUAUAUUAAUUCUCAUUGCCCUGAUAUGGAGUCCACUGUUCCUAUUUGCACUUGUUGGAACUGUUGAUUUUCAAAAGUUAACUAACCGUAUAAUUUUAAACAACUAUGCAUCGGAUUCUAUGAUGCUUUAUGACGCGGUUGAUGUUACCGCUAUUAAGUUUUAUGAAAACUCCAUAUCUCUAUGGAAUAUGCCGCCACCCGAUAAAGAUCGUUUAUUACAUGAUUUGAAAAAUGGUGCACCAUUGGAAAUACAUUUAACUCUUACCUUAAAAUGUAAUUUGACACCAGAAGCUGUAAUCUAUGAAACUAAUUAUACACUAACGGAGAACAAAAUAUAUACGAGGGAUAAGCUAGUUAGACUUAUGUCUGCCGAUUUUUCCAAUGAGAAAGUUAUUGUACCAAACAUUUUACCUAAGUUUCUCACUGUGCAAAGACAGCAAGCUAAUGCAAAAUUUAUUAAGGACUAUGAUGGUAAAUUUAACCGUCCAAUAAUACUGAAAAAAAAAGCAGCAAAUCAAGUGAACUGGUGGGAAAUGAAUGAUUAUUGCGAAGACAGAUUUUAUAGGGAUAUUUUGUCAGCAUUACCAUUGAGUAACUGCGAAAAAGGAGUCGUCCUGUACGUGUUUAAUGAUAAAUCGUUUCCGUCUGCUAUGAGUUUUUUAGAAAAAACUGGGAUUAUUGGACUAUAUACAACAUUUGUUUAUUUAGUCUCCAGAAUUAUCCGAUCUAUAAUAUCCAAUAAGCACAGGCGAAUUAUGUUUGAGGAUUUGCCAUAUGUUGAUCGAGUCCUGAAGUUGUGCACAGAUAUAUAUUUAGUUCGUGAAACACAGGAAUAUCGGCUUGAAGAGGAUUUGUAUGGAAAGCUUAUAUUUUUAUAUCGAUCUCCAGAAACACUUAUAAAAUGGACGCGAUUUAAAGAAGAUAUUUCAGAUGCUGGUUCUAGUUCACAGCUAAGUAUUCAACGAAAUUAAUCUCUAACUUAGGACGUGAAAUGUAUAAAACGUGACGUGAAACGUAUAAAGAAUGCAUUUUUUAUUAAAUAAA
Drosophila yakuba is the source of this 1626-nucleotide messenger RNA. RefSeq names its product piezo-type mechanosensitive ion channel component-like. Gene Ontology annotation, biological process: regulation of membrane potential; detection of mechanical stimulus; cellular response to mechanical stimulus. NCBI's taxonomy places the organism in Eukaryota, Metazoa, Arthropoda, Insecta, Diptera, Drosophilidae. The transcript has 6 exons. Gene Ontology annotation, molecular function: mechanosensitive monoatomic ion channel activity; monoatomic cation channel activity. The coding region runs from base 69 to 1553 and encodes 494 amino acids. The record is from RefSeq and is a predicted model, not a curated record. Gene Ontology annotation, cellular component: plasma membrane.